AUGAUUUUUAAAUCUUUUAUACUAGGUAAUCUAGUAUCCUUAUGCAUGAAGAUAAUCAAUUCGGUCGUUGUGGUCGGACUCUAUUAUGGAUUUCUGACCACAUUCUCCGUAGGGCCCUCUUAUCUCUUUCUUCUCCGAGCUCGGGUUAUGGAAGAAGGAGAAGAAGGAACCGAGAAGAAGGUAUCAGCAACAACUGGUUUUAUUGCGGGACAGCUCAUGAUGUUCAUAUCGAUCUAUUAUGCGCCUCUGCAUUUAGCAUUGGGUAGACCUCAUACAAUAACUGUCCUAGCUCUACCGUAUCUUUUGUUUCAUUUCUUCUGGAACAAUCACAAACACUUUUUUGAUUAUGGAUCUACUACCAGAAAUUCAAUGCGUAAUCUUCGCAUUCAAUGUGUAUUCCUGAAUAAUCUCAUUUUUCAAUUAUUCAACCAUUUCAUUUUACCAAGUUCAAUGUUAGCCAGAUUAGUCAACAUUUAUAUGUUUCGAUGCAACAACAAGAUGUUAUUUGUAACAAGUAGUUUUGUUGGUUGGUUAAUUGGUCACAUUUUAUUCAUGAAAUGGGUUGGAUUGGUAUUAGUCUGGAUACAGCAAAAUAAUUCUAUUAGGUCUAAUGUACUUAUUCGAUCUAAUAAGUAUAAGUACCUUGUGUCAGAAUUGAGAAAUUCUAUGGCUCGAAUCUUUAGUAUUCUCUUAUUUAUUACCUGUGUCUACUAUUUAGGCAGAAUACCGUCACCCAUUUUUACUAAGAAACUAAAAGGAACCUCGGAAACGGAGGAAAGGGGGGGGACUAAACAGGACCAAGAGGUAUCCACCGAAGAAGAUCCUUUUCCUUCUCUUUUUUCGGAAGAAAGGGAGGAUCCGGACAAAAUCGAUGAAACGGAAGAGAUCCGAGUGAAUGGAAAGGAAAAAAAAAAUAAGGAUGAUGAAUUUAAAUUUAAAGAGAUAUCCUCUAACUUUUAUAACUUUAAAUAUAAAAAUAGGCUAGGUUAUGAAAAUCUAGAUGAGAAUCAAGAAAAUUCCAAUUUAGAAAUAUUAAAAAGAAAAGAAGAUAAAUAUUUAUUAUGGUUUGAAAAACCUUUUGUGACUCUUCUUUUUGAUUAUAAACGGUGGAAUCGGCCAUUUCGAUAUCUAAAAAAUGAUCGAUUUGAAAAUGCUGUAAGAAAUCAAAUGUCACAAUAUUUUUUUUAUACAUGUCAAAGUGAUGGAAAAGAAAGAAUAUCUUUUACGUAUCCACCCAGUUUGGCAACUUUUUUGGAAAUGAUACAACAAAAGAUGCCUUUGUUCACACAAGAAAAAUUAUCCUCUAAUGAAUUCUAUAAUCAUUGGAUUCUUACCAAUGAGAAAAAAGAGAGCAAGUUAAAGAACGAAUUUCUAAAUAGAAUUAAAGCUUUAGAUAAAGGAUUUCUUGCUCUGAAUAUACUCGAAAAAAGGACUCGAUUUUGUAAUAAUGAGACUAAAAAAGAAUAUUUGCCUAAAAUUUAUGAUCCGUUAUUAUAUGGAUCCUAUCGUGGAAGAAUCAUAAAUUUUCUUUCACUACCUGAAACUUAUAUAAAAAAUAACAUAGGAACGGUUUUGAUAAAUAAGAUUCAUAGUAUACUUCUUAAUACUGAUUAUCACGAAUUUGAACAGACAAUAGAAAUAGAUACACUUAAUAGAAAAUCAUUAUCAAUAGAAAAAAGACUUUCUUUAUUUCCAGAACACCAACAAGAGCAAGUUGAUUCAAAAAAUCGAAAAAAUAAAAUUCAAUUUUUAUUCUUUUUAUUCGAUGUGGUUCUAACUAAUCCCAAUGAUCAAACGAAUUCUGUUGGAAUAAAAGAAAUCAGUAAAAAAGUUCCUCGUUGGUCAUACAAAUUAAUCGACGAUUUAGAACAACUGGAGGGGGAAAAUGAAGAAAACGUGACAGCGGAUCCUGAAAUUCGUUCAAGAAAAGCCAAACAUGUAGUGAUUUUUACUGAUAACCAACAGAAUAACGAUAUUUAUACUAACAUCAAAGAUACUAAUAAUUCUGAUGAAAGAGACGAAGUAGCUUUGAUACGUUAUUCACAACAAUCAGAUUUUCGUCGAGACAUAAUCAAAGGAUCCAUGCGUCCUCAAAGACGUAAAACAGUUACUUGGGAACUGUUUCAAGCAAAUGCGCAUUCCCCUCUUUUUUUGGACAGAAUAGACAAACCCCUUUUUUUUUUUUCUGCAUUUGAUAUUUCUGAACUGAUGAAACGCAUUUUUAGAAAUAGGAUAUGGAUACGGACAAACCAGGAAAAAAAAAAUUCUGAUUAUACAGAAGAAAAGACAAAAACAAUUGAGAAAAAAGAAGACGACAAAAGAGAACAAUACAAAAGAGAAGAAAAAACACGAAUAGAAAUAGCGGAAGCCUGGGAUAGUCUUUUAUUUGCUCAAGUUCUAAGAGGUUUCGUCUUAGUAACCCAAUCGAUUCUUAGAAAAUAUAUUAUAUUACCUUCCUUGAUAAUAGUUAAAAAUAUCGCCCGUCUGCUAUUAUUUCAAUUUUCCGAAUGGUCUGAGGAUUUAAAGGAUUGGAAUCGAGAAAUGCAUAUUAAAUGUACCUAUAAUGGUGUUCAAUUAUCAGAAACAGAAUUUCCAAAAAACUGGUUAACAGACGGUAUUCAGAUAAAAAUACUAUUCCCUUUUUGCCUUAAACCUUGGCACAGAUCGAAAUUACGAUCCCCUCAUAAAGAUCCAAUCAAAAAGAGGAAGGGGGAAAAAAAUGAUUUUUGUUUUUUAACAGUUUGGGGGAUGGAAACUGAAUUGCCUUUUGGUUCUCCCCGAAAACGGCCUUCAUUUUUUGAACCUCUUUUUAAAGAAUUGAAAAAAAAAAUUAGAAAAUUGAAAAUUAAGUAUUUUCUGGGUUUAAGGGUUUUAAAAGAAAGAGCAAAAAUAUUUGUAAAAGUCUCAAAAGAAACAAAAAAACAGGUCAGUACAAACCUUCUAUUUGUAAAAGGAAUAAUAAAAGAAUUUUCAAAACGAAACCGAAGUCCAUUAUUUGGAUUGAAAGAAAUAUCUGAAUUGAGUGAAACGAAAAAAGAUUCAAGAAUUAGUAAUCAGAUGAUUCCCGAAUCGUCUGUUCAAAUUCGAUCUAUGGAGUGGACAAAUUAUUCCCUGACAGAAAACAAAAUAAAAGAUUUGACUGAUAGAGCAAGUACAAUCAGAAAUCAAAUAGAACAAAUUACAAAAGAGAAGAAAAACGGAUUUAUAACCCAAACUCAAGAAAUAAAUAUUAGUUCUAACAAACCAAGUUAUCAUGCUAAAAUAUUAGCAUCAUCAAAAAAUAUUUGGCAAAUAUUAAAAAGAAAAAAUGCUCGAUUAAUUCGUAAAUCAUAUUAUUUUAUAAAAUUUUUCAUUGAAAGGAUAUAUAUAGAUAUUUUUCUAUGUAUCGUUAAUAUUCCAAGGAUGAAUACACAACUUUUUCUUGAAUCAACAAAAAAAAAUUUUGAUAAAUACAUUUACAAUAAUGAAGUAAAUCAAGAAAGAAUUAAUAAAACAAAUAAAAAUACCAGUCAAUUUAUUUCGAAUAUAAAAAACUCACUUUCUAAUACUAAUAUUAGAAAUAAGAAUUCAAAAAAUUGUUGUAAUCUAUCCUCCUUCUCACAAGCAUAUGUAUUUUACAAAUUAUCACAAAUAAAAGUUAUUAACUUGUAUAAGUUAAGGUCUGUCCUUCAAUAUCAAUAUAACGGAACAUCUUUUUUUCUUAAGAAUGAAAUAAAGGAUUCUUUUGAAGAACAAGGAAUAUUUGAUUACCAAUUAAGACAUAAACCCCCUUUUAAUUACGAAAAAAAUCUAUGGAAAAACUGGUUAAGAAGUCAUUAUCAAUAUGAUUUACCUCAGAUUAGAUGGCCUAGAUUAGUACCAGAAAAAUGGCGAAAUAGAGUCAAAGAAUACUGUAGAGUUCAAAAUAAAGAUUUAAACAAAUGGGAUUCAUAUGAAAAAGACAAAUUAAGUCAUUACGAAAGACAAAACUCUUUUGAAGUGGACUCAUUGCUGAAUCAAAAAUCGAAUUUCAAAAAAAAUGAUAGAUAUGAUCUUUUAUCAUCUAAAUCUAUUAAUUCUAAAGACAAGAUUUUUUUUAAUUACAACAUGGAUAAACAGAAAUUUUUUGAUAUCCUCGUAGGUAUCCCUAUCCAUAAUUAUCUAGUCUCUAAUUAUUUCGGAGAAGAUCAUAUUUUUGAUAGCGAGAAAAUUCUGGAUCGAAAAUAUUUAGAUUGGAGAAUUCUCAACUUUUGUCUUAGAAACAAGGUCGAUAUUGAGUCGUGGGUUGAUAUCGAUACUAAGAGUAAUAAAAAUAUUAAGACUGGAGUUAAUAAUUAUCAAAUUAUUGAUAAAAUUAAUAAGAAGAAGGGUCUUUUAUAUUUCACAAUUCAUCAAGAUCAAGAAAUCAAACCUUUCAAUCCAAAAAGUUUCUUUUUUGAUUGGAUGGGAAUGAAUGAAGAAAUACUAAGUCGUCUAUCGAAUCUAGAACUUUGGUUCUUUCCCGAAUUUGUCUUACUUUAUAAUGCAUAUAAGAUUAAACCGUGGAUCAUACCAAGCAAUUUACUUCUUUUUAAUUUUAAUGAAAAUGAAAACCUUAAUAAAAGCAUCACGGGAAAGAAAAAGGGUUUUAUAUCAUCGAAUGAAAAACAAUUUCUUGGAUUUGGAUUCGAAAAUCCAAAUCACGAAGAAAGAGACCCCGCGUACCAAGGGGAGCUUGGACCAGAUGAACAAAAACAAGGGAAUCUUGGAUCAAUUCUCUCAAACCAAGAAAAAAAUAUUGAAGAAGAUUAUGCAGAAUCAGACAUCAAAAAACGUAGAAAGAAAAAGCAAUACAAAAGCAAUACAGAAGCAGAACUUCAUUUCUUCCUAAAAAGAUAUUUGCGUUUUCAAUUGAGAUGGAAUGAUUCUUUAAAUGAAAGAAUUAUCAAUAAUAUCAAAGUAUAUUGUCUCUUGCUUAGACUGAUAAAUCCAAGAGAAAUUACUAUAUCUUCUAUUCAAAGGGGAGAACUGAGUCUAGAUAUCCUGAUGAUUCAGAAGGAUUUAACUCUUCCAGAAUUAAUGAAAAAGGGAAUAUUGAUUAUCGAACCAGUCCGUUUGUCUGUCAAAAACGAUGGACAAUUUAUUAUAUAUCAAACCAUAGGUAUUUCAUUGGGUGAUAAGAAUAAGCCCCAAAUAAAGCAAAGAUACCAAGAAAAAAACUAUGUUGAUAAAAAGAAUUUUGAUGAAUCCAUUGCAAGACAUCAAAGAAUGACUGGAAAUAGAGAAAAAAAUCAUUAUGAUUUCCUUGUCCCUGAAAAUAUUUUAUCCCCUAAAUGUCGUAGAGAAUUUCGAAUUCUAAUUUGUUUCAAUUCAAAGAAUAGAAAUGAUAUGCGUAGAAAGACAAAAUUUCACAAUAACAUAAAAAACUGUGGUCAAGUUUUGAAUACAACCAAAGAUUUUGAUAGAAAUAAAAAUACCCUAAUUAAAUCAAAGUUCUUUCUUUGGCCCAAUUUUCGAUUAGAAGAUUUAGCUUGUAUGAAUCGCUAUUGGUUUAAUACUAAUAAUGGUAGUCGUUUCAGUAUGAUAAGGAUACAUAUGUAUCCGCGAUUAAAAACUCCUUGA
This is a messenger RNA of Carica papaya (papaya), 5580 nucleotides long. Lineage: Eukaryota; Viridiplantae; Streptophyta; Magnoliopsida; Brassicales; Caricaceae. The record is from the annotation of a RefSeq genome assembly.